This is a messenger RNA of Arabidopsis thaliana (thale cress), 1058 nucleotides long. Its product is annotated as Protein kinase superfamily protein. The transcript has a single exon. The record is from RefSeq and is marked reviewed. Lineage: Eukaryota; Viridiplantae; Streptophyta; Magnoliopsida; Brassicales; Brassicaceae. Gene Ontology annotation, molecular function: protein kinase activity; kinase activity; protein serine/threonine kinase activity. Bases 1 to 1056 code for a protein of 351 amino acids.
AUGUCGCCGGAGAUGGAAUUCGUGAAGGUUUUGGGAAAGGGUACUUACGGCUCCGUCGAGCUCUUCAGCCACAAACAAAACGACGGAUCGUUGCUCUACAACGCAGUGAAGAUCAUGGACUCUGAGAACUACGGUUCUAUAGACCAAGAGUUUCGAAUUCUGUCGGAACUCAGAGGAUGUCCUUGUAUCGUGCAAUUGUGUGGGAACUCUCUUGUUCAAGGAAUUGAUUGCAAUGGAAAAAAAGUUUACAUGAUGUCAAUGGAGUAUGCAGCUGCUGGUACUCUAACUAAUUUCAUCAAAAGAAACCGAACGAAGUUGUCGGAUUCUGUUAUUAAAGACUUCACUCGUAUGAUUCUACAAGGAUUGGUCUCGAUUCAUAAUCAUGGUUAUGUUCAUUGUGAUCUUAAACCGGACAAUAUCCUUCUUUUUCCUCUUUACGAUAAAGAUACGUGGAAUUGUUCUUACGAGUUGAAGAUUUCGGAUUUCGGAAUAUCGACAAGGGCCGGAGACAAAUCUGGUUGUUGGAGAGUCGAUGAACCGUGGGUGGGAACGUCUAUCUACAUGUCUCCUGAGUCAGUCAGCGACGGCACCACCGUUGAGAAAACCCUAGAUUUGUGGUCACUUGGUUGCAUUGUGUUGAAGAUGUAUACCGGUAAGCGGCCAUGGUUAGGGUUUGAGAAAGAUGUUAAGUCUCUUCUUUUGAAUCAAAAGGCACCAGAGAUUCCAGAGACUCUGCCGUGUGAUGCAAGGCUGUUUUUGGAGAAGUGUUUCUCAAGAAAACCUGAGGAGAGAGGAUCAGCUUCGGAGUUGCUGUUGCAUCCGUUUUUGACCGGAGAUGAGAAGAAGGGUUCUUCCGUCGCCGGUGGAGAGAGGACGGGGAUGGUGUUGAGGCUCAGAAAACCUCCGCCGAUAUCGAAAGAUAUUCCAACGAAGCCACGGAAAUUGAAGGUUAUUUCACAAAAGCCCCAACAGUUAAAGAAAGUCUCGAAUAAACCCCUAAAGGUGAAGAUUGUUCCUCCGAGACCCCCAAGAUCCGAUUUUGUCCCCGUUCUAUAAAC